UGGCGCCGGCGUCGGUUUAGGUAAACGGAGCGUGCAACUGCGGGUCUUUUGUCUAUCCCCGAAGCUGUUACGGCGGCGCAGACAAUAUAUGACCGCCGCCCGUGCACAGCGGUUGCUACCACCGCCCGCCCGACGCCCGCAACGACCCUAGCGGUCUUGUUCCGGAUCCUCUUCUCCAUCUGCUCUCGCUCCCGCCUCGGUCUCUGCCUCGGUCUCUCUCGCUAUCCUUGUUUAUCCGUGCACUGGUCCUUCCAUCGACGUCCUAUAAAGCCUCGGAUUCAAUAUGUCUACGACCGCCACCAUCCGCUUCCCCCCGCCGCCUCCGACGCGCAACGAGCUGACGAGCGAGCAGCGCGCGAAGCUCAUCCGCACGAACAACAAGCUGGGACAGGUGCUCGGCAGCACGCCUCACGUACUCGACCUCACAUAUAGAGUCCCUUUGCAGCGUCCGCGCGAGGCAGAGCCUCCCCGUCCGAAGACCCCCACCUCGAUGAAGAACCCGUUCAGGACGCACACCCGCAGCAAAUCCUCCCCGAAGGUCGACAUGGACGCCCUCCGCGCGAUUAGCCCCGACUCCAUCUCGUCGAGCAGCUCAGGGUCGUCACGCAGGUCCUCUAGCAGUGUCCGCUCUAUCGCGGAUAACGAGCAGUCGUGGCGCAGCCCGUACCCGGCACGGCGCCCCCCGCUCCUCAGGCUCUCUACGCCCACCAGCUCCCGGAAGCCCACGCUGGAGACCAUUCCGGGCUCCCCGCCAUCGGACGAGAUCGCGUUCACAAUAUCGGACGCGCCUUCGUUCUCCAUCCCGUCGGACGCAGCGGUUCGCCGCGAGAAGAUGCGCCGUCUGCGGAGACGGCUAGGCGAGAACGUGCCGACGGACCUCGUCUUCCCGUCUUCCCCAGAGGAGUCCGAUUCCGAGGAGGACUCACCGCUGCUCUCAACGCCCACGUCGACCGCGAGCCGCGAGUGGCUGCUCGUGCACAAGCCCCUCCCGGACGAGCCGUACGUGACCUCGACGUUCGAGCGCGCGCUGCCGGAGCUCGAGCGGCCUCUGCCGAAGGUCCCUACGGCGAUGGAGUCGCUGCGCGCGCGGCACCGGCUGUUCAAGGAGCGGCCGAAGGACAAGCCAUCGAAGGGUGCGCAGCGCCUCGAGAGCAUCGCGGAGAACUCCAAGGAUGCCGUCACUGGGGACCACAUCAUCUGCGUCGGCGUCACGGCUAGUGCGGGUAUGCACGGCAAGGGCAAGUCGCGGCGAUUUGUCCAGGGCGAGGUGUCGCUCGACCAGAUCGGCGGUGCUUGGGGUGGCUUCGGCAUUGGCUGGUGAUUCGGAGACAAGAUCGUUGCCCGCGUGGCGGAGCUGGCUCCUCGCCGGGCAUGGUUCAGAUCGUUGCAGGUGUGUGUGCGGUGUUGUGGUGUUCCAGUUUGUUUCUUUCCGUCGUUCGGGACCGUCUUUCGGUUGUGCUGUGUUGACGUUUGCUUUCUGCACGAGCCAUUGUAUCAUAUGAGCCAAAUUAAGUGCACCAUGUAUCGUAGGACUCAUGUAUACUCACCUUCAUGUAUACAAGACGUGUAGCCUGUAUGUUUUAUGCACCGAAUGAAUCAUGCCGUUAUGCACC
Messenger RNA from Trametes versicolor FP-101664 SS1, 1613 nucleotides. RefSeq lists its product as uncharacterized. The record is from RefSeq and is a predicted model, not a curated record. Lineage: Eukaryota; Fungi; Basidiomycota; Agaricomycetes; Polyporales; Polyporaceae. The transcript is spliced from 2 exons. The coding region runs from base 284 to 1321 and encodes 345 amino acids.